UUGGGCACAAAUUUAGUUUCUUAAUUAUUUAUAAAAUAUACAUAUAACCUUAUAAGAAAUCCUUCCAAGAUGAAGUUUGCUAUCCCCGAGAUUUCUUGGCAUAAUAGGGAUCCUGUACUUAGUGUAGAUUUUCAGCCAAAAACUGAAGCAAAUGGUCCAUUGCGAUUAGCAACUGGAGGAACCGAUUCUCACGUAUUGAUAUGGUACGUGUCUCCAUUGGAAAGCGGUUCAGUGAAUAUAGAAGUAGCAGCCGAUCUCACACGACAUCAGAAAGCAGUGAACGUGGUACGGUGGUCGCCCAGCGGCCAGUAUCUGGCGUCGGGGGACGAUGAGUCGAUCAUAUUCGUUUGGCAGCAGAAGACAGAGAAAGACCCCGUGCCUGCUGAUCCUAAUGAAGAACAAUACAAAGAAACUUGGGUCAUAUAUAAGACCCUCCGUGGACACUUAGAGGAUGUAUUAGACCUUAGCUGGGCUUCCAACUCACUGCACCUGGCCUCCGGCUCCGUGGACAACAAGCUGGUGGUUUGGGACGUAACUCGGGGGAAGUACAGCUCCAUCCUCAGUGACCACAAGGGCUUUGUGCAAGGUGUGGCCUGGGACCCUAAGGGGCAGUUGAUUGCGUCGGCUAGCACUGACAGAGUAUUCCGCACAUUCGACAUCACCACAAAGAAGGUGACAUCCCGCAGCAGCAAGGCUUCCCUCCCGUUCCCCGCGGCGCACCCCCUGCACGGCGUGCCGGUGCGGCUGUACCACGACGACACCCUGCAGACCUACUACAGGCGCCUGCAGUUCAGUCCCGACGGCAUGCUCAUAGCCGUGCCCGCGGGGAGAAUAGAGGCAGAGGUGAAGAUGGAGAUCAAGCCGAUAAAUGCAGUUUAUAUUUAUACGAGAUAUAGUUUGAAAGUGCCGGCGUGCAUUCUGCCCUGCGGUGAUCCAGCGCUGGUGACACGCUGGAGCCCCGUGUCGUACAGCGUGCGGGCGGACGGGCCGCGCGGCCUGCCGCUGCGCCGGCGCAUGCUGCUGGCCGUGGCCACGCGCCGCUCCGUCAUGGUCUACGACACGCAGCAGAAGACGCCCAUUGCCGUUAUAUCCAACAUACAUUAUACGAGACUGACGGACCUGAGCUGGUCGCCGGACGGGCGCACGCUGGUGGCGUCCAGCACGGACGGCUACUGCUCCGUCAUCUCCUUCGCGGACGGCGAGCUGGGACACGUGCUGGCGGACGCACCCGAGGAGACUCACAUGGAUGUCGCGGAACAAAUGGAAGUUGACACUGAAGAGCAGUCUGAAGCAGACAAAGCUGUCAAGGACACCAAAACAGUGGAGAAAAAGGAAGAAUCUACCCAGAGCCCGAAGUCGAAGACACGUAAAAUAGACUCCUUCAUAAAAUUUAAAGCACCUUCUGAAAAAUCGCCAAAAAAGCGAAAGUCGGAGCCCAAACAAAAAACACCAGUGAAAAUAGACCUCCUCGUCGAAACUGCCAUGCCGUCGUGGUCAGACAACUCCAGCAACGAAAUCAUUAACCCACCCUCAGACGGAGAUAAAAACAGUAAAGAUGAAGUGAUGGUAAUUGAAGAUAGUGAGGAUAUAAAACUCGUAUACGAAGAAACUGAACAGAACAAAUCUAGUGAAAGUCAAUCACCAACUAAAGAUUCAACUACUAACAAAUCAGACACAGCCGAUUCUAAAACGUCAAAUGAAAGUCCUCCUAAAGCAAAGGUUUCGCCUAAAAAUACCAUGAAUUCAUUCCUAAAGCAAGCCAAGGUGACGGACAUGAAGGAGCCCGUGGCAGUCGCAUCGGUCCCUAGCCCGAAGGCGCCCAGGCGGGUUAGCUUCGUCACGCUGUCAAGCCCCAAGAAUUCUAAGAAGAAACUAUAGAAUGGACUUAACAAUUAAAGAUAUUUUGAAAUGUCGGAAUAAGAAUUUUGUACUGUCGACAUGGAUCAAACAUGGAUCAUUUUGUGU
Messenger RNA from Cydia splendana, 1965 nucleotides. It is a transcript of the gene Caf1-105, whose product is annotated as chromatin assembly factor 1 subunit B. The transcript has 7 exons. Gene Ontology annotation, molecular function: protein binding. NCBI's taxonomy places the organism in Eukaryota, Metazoa, Arthropoda, Insecta, Lepidoptera, Tortricidae. Gene Ontology annotation, cellular component: CAF-1 complex; nucleus. The record is from RefSeq and is a predicted model, not a curated record. Bases 70 to 1878 code for a protein of 602 amino acids. Gene Ontology annotation, biological process: DNA replication-dependent chromatin assembly; nucleosome assembly.